This is a messenger RNA of Adineta ricciae, 846 nucleotides long. The record is from the annotation of a GenBank genome assembly. Lineage: Eukaryota; Metazoa; Rotifera; Eurotatoria; Adinetida; Adinetidae.
AUGAUUAUUAAUCAUCAAAGUGAAGUAAGCAAUAUCAAAGUUUUUGGAAACAUUCUUCCGUCCUUAAUCACGAUUAUCAGUAAUAUUUUGUCAUUGUAUCGAGUACGGCAAUUGAAUCGUUUAACUAAAAACUUUAUUUUACCAUGUCGUCGGCGAACAGACGAUACACGUCGAGUUUUACUUGUUAUUACCAUUGAAUGUCUACUAGCAAUCAUCAAUUCAUGGUUUAGCGAUAUCUUAAUCAAAUUUGUCUAUUGCGAACGUAAACUACUGGCCGAUGAUGAUUGUCCAAUGUUUUUACAGCAAAACUAUGAUAUCUUAAUCAAAUUCGAUAUACUAAAUUCCAUCUCCAAUAUCAUUUUGCAUUGCCUAUGUGGACGACACUUUCGAAAUGAACUGAAAUCCAUGUUUAAAUCCGCUUACCAGACCAUCGGUCGUUUAUGGAAAAACUUUUGUUGUUGUUACUUACAUAUUCAAUGUAAACAAUCCCAACACGAUCAAUACGUAGCCUAUCAUGCAUCGGUUGCAGAUAAUGACAGUCCAACUAAUUCCAAUUCGGAAUAUGUUUAUUUAGAAAUUAAACCUACGUCACGAUCGUUUCACAAUUAUUGCUGUGAUUGCCGAUGGUAUUUCAAUUAUCGACCGUUCUCGGCGUCGAGACAAUGUUUAUCGAAUAUUUCCAAAGAGUGUCUGAGAAAAAAUCAACCAUUUUCCAUAGGUUAUCAGUCAGUGACCCAAACCACACAUAUUACAAAUCAGAAUUCGAUGAGACUCUAUUUUCCUCAACAGCAUGCACAAACAGUGAUGAAACCGAAGAAGAAAACAUGGUUUUCAUGUUUUCGAUAG